Ectocarpus sp. CCAP 1310/34 is the source of this 1830-nucleotide messenger RNA. Lineage: Eukaryota; Phaeophyceae; Ectocarpales; Ectocarpaceae. The record is from the annotation of a GenBank genome assembly.
AUGAUCGACUACCAGGCGAUCAAGGACAAGCUGGAGCAGGGGAAAGGAAAAGGGGCGAAGAGCGCAGAGCAAGGGUACUUCGCCGACGUUGAGGGCCGCAGGGAGCGGUACUCAAGUUGGAGUCAGGGGCAAGGUCGUGGUCAUGGCGGCGGCCGUGGCCGCAGCAGCAGUCGUGGCCGCGGCGGAGGCGGUCGCGGCGGCGGCGGUCGCGGCGGCCGCUCAGGCGGAUCCGGAGGAGUCGAGGAGAGCAAGGGAAGCAGCAGUGGAGGCGCCGAUGGCGGCGGUGGCGGGGACUAUAAGUUCCCGGGCCGGUGCUGUAGGUGUGGACAUCGUGGACAUCAAGCGAUCGGCUGCAUUACCAACGAGAAGGACUUCGUGCCGUGGUGUGCGCGCUGCGAGGGGUGGGGCCACACCAAAGAAAAGUGUGCGACGGAGGAGGCCGUCCUAGCGCAAGUGGUGGAGCAUGAGAACGACGUGGACUCCGUGGAAGACCAGGCGAUUUGUGCGGUGGCAGUCCCCUCAGGCGAGUGUGGUACCGUUGGUGAAGUAGGUCUAGUGGGGGUUGUGGAACAAAGCCAGGCGGUGUACGUGGCCGACACAGCGGCCACGUGCUCCAUGUUCCGAUGUGCAGACAACUUCAUGAACUACCGUGAGCGUAGCGGUUGGAUGAAAAGGAUCGGAGGCGACAAGGCCCCCGUUCCUCUUCUAGGAUACGGAGGUGUGACCUUAGUCCUACAGACGGAAGAUGGUGGAGUACCCGUACCAGUACUGAAUGCUGCCCAUGUACCAGAGGCCCCCUACAACCUCCUCUCGCUGUCUUCGUUGGCGGAGGAGGGCCACACGUAUUCGGGGAUGAAGGGGGGCCUCACGCUGACCACGAAAGCCGGGGGGGAGGUGUGGUUCCCCCGGACUGGAAAGCUGCUGACCCAACGAGGCUAUCAAAUAAAGCCAACGCUACACACCGCCUGUGCCGCACUCAUUGUUCCUGGCGAUGCGAAAGCAGCCAACCCCACUGACCUCAACGGGUACCACCCAGCGCACGGCCAUGCCAACGAGACAUUGCUCAGGAUCACGGCGGAGCAGCAGGGAGUGCAGCUGACGGAUGGACCGCUGCUACCCUGUCUUGGCUGUUCGAUGUCCAAGGGACAGGUGAAACCCGUCCAGAAGAGCACGAGCACACGCGCAGUUAAGAAGUUAUUUCGCGUGUAUCUCGACUUGGGGGGAAAGAUGAAAACCAGGAGCAUUGGCGGCAACUGGUACACACUGAUCAUCAGAGACGAUUGCUCCCGUUGGACGUGUGUUUUCUUCUUCAAUCACUCUGACGCAGCGGUUGGGUUUGAGAAGUCCCUGGCGGACUACCGAACGAAAGGGGUUCCGUGUAAGGUUUAUAUCGCACGUACCGACGGUGGCGGCGAGUUCCAGGGGCAGUUUGCGGAAGUUUGCCGCAGACACGGCAUCAAACAAGAGUUUACCCCCCCUCACACCCCCAAGUACAACGGUGUAGCGGAGAGAGCGCUAGGGUUGAUCACUGAUGCCGCGCUUGCGUCACGCAUCCAAGCGACGCAACUGUUCCCCGACGCACCGAACCACCCCGGGUUGUGGGCCGAGGCCAUUUCGUGUGCAUGCCAUCAGCUGAACUGCACCGCCACUAAAUCAAACGAGGGAGACAAAUCCGCCUACGAGAUGUUCCACGACUCCCCACCGCCUGUCGGGUCUACAUACCCGUUUCUCAAACCAGCCGUGUUCAAGUCGAGAAGAAAAGCAAAGUCGCAACCCAAGGGCGAAAAAGAAUGGUACCUACCUUGGUCCUGCCCACAAUCACCCCCGUGA